AAAGCGAGCAUUGAAACCUAUAGAUAUGCGAGAUAUUUUCUCUCGAACUGGACGGCCGUUGUGAAAAUUUGAACCUACUCCUAGCAUCUUUGAGCGGAUUUCACCAUCCGAGCAGAUCGCAGCUUGAUUGUACCCGGUUAAUCACAAUGCGCUCGCUAUUGAUCUUCUCCGUGCUGGCUUUUGCUGGAUCCAUCGUGGCUCAAGAUAUAGAGUCAAGUGAUGUCCCGGCCCAGUGCAAGGAUGUUUGCGCCCCCGUGGUCAGCCUGACGUCCACUUGCGAUAGCAGCAAUACCGAUGAGGCAGCUGAGUUGAAAUGUGUCUGUGAUGAUCCCCAGGCAUCGACUAGCAUUCCGAAUUGUGCUGCGUGCCUGGACAAGUACAGCAAAGACGGCAAGGACAACGACGCCAAUGACCUUAUCCAAGAGUGCUCGUUUACCUCGACCACGUAUACUGCUGACUCCUCUCCCUCUGCCACAUCCAACUCGGCCGGCAAAACUUCCCCUAGUACGACUUCGAGCAGUGGAACGAUGUCAGUCACUUCGACGGAUGGAACUGCGUCUGCCACAGGCAGCUCUACUGGCUCGAAUUCUGCAGCGGCGACUACAAAUGCAGCGGGCAAGUCAGCGGAGCUACAGACUGGGCUUUUUGGAGCAGGUCUUCUUGGCCUCCUGGCAUUUGCUGGGCACUAAGAUCUCUGUCAUGCUACGGACGAAACCCUUGAAUAUUUGACGUAGAAAGAUCAAACACACCUUGAAUCAUUGCUUCAUCUGGAAAUACAUAAACCGUACAUCUCGUG
Molecule: messenger RNA, 796 nt
Organism: Aspergillus pseudonomiae
Lineage: Eukaryota; Fungi; Ascomycota; Eurotiomycetes; Eurotiales; Aspergillaceae
Exons: 2
Coding region: 147-689 (180 amino acids)
Source: RefSeq, a predicted model, not a curated record